Molecule: messenger RNA, 1626 nt
Organism: Leishmania major strain Friedlin
Lineage: Eukaryota; Euglenozoa; Kinetoplastea; Trypanosomatida; Trypanosomatidae
Gene: AAT25.2
Product: putative amino acid transporter aATP11
Exons: 1
Coding region: 1-1626 (541 amino acids)
Biological process (GO): amino acid transmembrane transport
Molecular function (GO): amino acid transmembrane transporter activity
Source: RefSeq, a predicted model, not a curated record
AUGAGCACGCCGAAUCACCCCGACAGAGCGCCGUUGGUGAGCAAUGCUCAAGGUCUUCACCAGCGCGAGGAUGAUCAGCAGCAAAAUACCGGCCCCCGCAGUGUCUCCGUCUUUUCGCAGCCGCAGUCAAUGCAGGAUAACGGUGAGUAUCUCAAGGAAGACGACUACAGUCGCCGCAUGAGCAUCAACUUGUUUAACAUCGACAUGGAGCCGCUUGGCGUGUCGGAGGUGCUUCUGGAUGGGCAUCGGAAGCACAUGAACGAUGACACGCACGGGGGCAGUCACCUAAAAUGCGUGUCGGAAAGCGGGGAGAAGGGCGACGAAGCUGACCAGCAUCCGCCAAAGCGACCCGGGACGUUGCGCAAGACGAUCCACGUGUUGCGUUUCUACUUCAACGUGGUCGUGCCAUUCGGCGGCUUCCUCGCCACCACCUUCAACCUUGCCUCCGCCACUCUCGGUGCCGGCAUCAUCUCCAUCCCCUCCGGCUUCAACCUGAGCGGGGUGAUCAUGUCCUGCGUCUACCUCAUCCUGGCUGCAGCUGGCACAAUCUACUCCAUGAACCUUCUGGCGAAGGUGAUGGUCAAGACAGGGCUUCGGACCUAUGCCCAGUCGGCGCGUGUGCUGCUCGGCCGCGGCGCCGACUACUUUCUCGCUGUGCUCAUCAUCAUCCAGUGCUUCGGUGGGUCUGUCGCGUACAUCAUCGCAGCAAGCACGCUGCUGAGCCCCGUCCUGAAUGCCCCGAGCGCGCCUGCGUUCCUCAAGACAAAGCAGGGCAACCGCAUCAUGACGUCGGUGGUGUGGAUCACCUUCAUGUUGCCACUCGUGUUUCCCAAGAAGGUGAACUCUUUGCGCUACGUGUCCACCUUUGGUGUUCUCUUCAUUGUGUACUUUGUGGCAUGCAUGAUUGGGCACUCCGCCACGCAUGGGCUGCACGACCCAUCGAUUCGAAGCGAGAUGCGCAUGAUGCGCACUGGCAACGAGGCGCUGGAGGGCCUCGGCGUGUUCCUCUUCAGUUUGAUGGUGCAGCUGAACGCCUACGACAUCUUCUUUGAGAUGCAGCACAAGACGGUGUUCCACUUUACUCUCUACACAACCAUUGCCACUGGUACGUGCGUGCUGCUCUACUUUCUCUCGGGCAUCUUCGGCUACGCGGACUUCGGCUCCAAGGUGCGAGACUCGGUGCUCUCGCUGUACGACCCCAUCAAGGAGCCCUACAUGGCGGUCGGCUACAUUGGCAUCAUCAUCAAGAUCUGCGUUGCCUUCGCCCUCCACAUGAUCCCGUUCCGCGACGCCCUCUACCACUUCUUUCGCUGGACCCCGGAGGAGGUGCCGUACUGGAAGCACUGCCUCGUCAUGGCCGUUCCGACGACAGCCGCGCUGCUUUGCGGUCUCUUUAUCCCGACCAUCAACACCGUCCUGGGACUGCUGGGCUCCUUCUGCGGUGGCAUCAUUGGCAUGAUCAUGCCAGCACUGUUCUAUAUGUACACUGGUGACUUCAACCUGCGCGAAGUGGGCAUGUUGAACUACGUGGCCACGUACCUGCUGCUCGUCGGAGGUGUUGUUUCGGUGGUCUUUGGCACCGUCACCACCAUCUACAGCACCUCCCAGAGCUCCUUCGUCUCGUAA